AUCUUAGAGACGCAGAGGGUUAACUUCAAGCCCCCACCAAUACCACCACCACCACCACCACCCACAUCUCCAAUUUGAAAGCCGCCUCUCUACCGGGAGAGGAAGGCUCUUUUUCGGUCAGAUGGCGUGCUGCAGUCCGCCCCCGUCAUUCUCCAGCCCACACAGACAGGGCAGCCAGCAACCAAUACGGUGCGCCGGAGGAGGAUUUCUGCCAGUGAUUUCAGACGAGCUACGAUACGCAAAGGGGAUCUACUACGCCACUUUGAGCAGGGGAAGCUUUCGGAAAAGGCAACAGGUUUCACUCCGCGAGUAUCGACCUAUGCUGUGACAUCGCGUGGUUGGAGACACCUUUCAGUGAUUACGCAGGUCCCCCUCUGUACCCAUUCGCCUACCUGACCUCGAAAAGAGCUUUGUGACAUGUCUUUGCCACGCACACUUGGGGAGCUGCAGCUGUAUCGGGUGCUGCAGAGGGCCAACCUGCUAGCCUAUUAUGAAACCUUCAUCCAACAGGGCGGUGACGAUGUGCAGCAGCUCUGCGAGGCGGCAGAGGAGGAGUUCCUGGAGAUCAUGGCACUAGUUGGCAUGGCCACCAAGCCACUUCAUGUGCGUAGGCUGCAAAAGGCCCUCAGAGACUGGGCUGCCAACCCUGCCCUCUUCAGCCAGCCCGUCUCCAAUGUUCCUCUGGGGGGCAUCCCACUGUUCAAAGUGGAAGGGACAGGAAGUGGACCAGCAGGCGGGCCCAGGAAGUCUGUGAGCAAUGGGCAGCCCGGGUCUCCGUGUGAGAGGGAGGACCGGGCCUGUCUUACUCCAAUGCACAGUGGCAGCCCAAGAAGCCCCUGCUCCCAGGCGUCCCCACAGCCACCAGACACACACUACAGAGAAAAACUGUCCCCCAUGGAUCCACACUGGCUCAGCCCAGAGCCUGAUGGGAACUACAGCUUGGCUUCUGCAUCUGGAGUAGAGGAGGAGCCGCCUAGCCCACAGUGUCCUCUGGGUCCCUGCAUAUCUCCAAUCCCCUCUGCAUCUUUCAACUCGACGGCCCUGUCAGCCUGGCCCGGAGGACAGCUGGACGGAGAGACUGCAAGGGCGGUGGUGGAGAGUGUGGAUAGGCUUCUCAGGACACUGCCAAGGUCAGAUCCUACAGAGGUGAAGACUCUGCUCCGGAUGAACAAGAAGAUGGCAAAAACUGUGGGUCACAUCUUCAAAAUGGGCUCCCAGGAUGUCAACAAAGAAGAAGAAAUUAGGAAGUACAGUCUCAUCUACGGACGCUUUGACUCCAAGAGGAGAGAAGGGAAGCAGCUUACACAUCAUGAGUUGAUCAUCAAUGAAGCUGCAGCCCAGUUCUGUAUGCGCGACAAUGCCUUACUGCUGAGACGGGUGGAGCUCUUUUCUUUGGCUCGGCAGGUGGCGAGAAAAUGUGCUUACACCUCCACACUCAAGCAUGCAAGGACAAAUGCAGAUGAGAACAACGUCCUGCUCCUGAAGAGAGCGAAACAUGAGGUCAUUGUGCCUGAGAGUGUGUCAUCUCUCCUCGGAGUGGACGGCUCAGAGGGCAUGACCCAGAGGGCAGAUGAUGACAGCUUAUCCACAGAAAGCCUCGACAGUAUCUCACAUGACAUCGGCUCCCAGUGCAACCAGUCGCCGUCCCCCAGGCCCCACUCCGAUACCUCUAACCCUGCCAACUGGAGUCGCCAUCUCAUACAACAAACGCUAAUGGACGAAGGGCUGCGAUUGGCACGGUUGGUGUCACAUGAUCGGGCUGGCAAGCUCAUCAUAGGAUCAGAAGGAACUCACUCUACAGGAGUAUGUGCUGGACUAUUUUCUGUCUGGAAGCUGCUUUUCACUUCUACCUUGAGGUUAAAGUGGAGAGGCGGAGCUCGAUAACAGCGUGUAGGAGCGGUAGUCCCUGCAUCACAAAAGAAGACUCUAAUCACCGAGGGAAAUGAAAUCGUCAGGAAACUUGUGCUCUCUUCCUGCCAGUGAACACCACCAGUCAGCAAUUUGGGCUGUUACUGGGCAGGUUUUCCGUGUAUACCUGCAUCACUUACAUCUGGACUCUCACUUACUUAAAAAAUCAAUCCGGUAAAUUUCAGAAUUUACGGCUGACUGGUUAAUUCAUAAAACUUUCCUGAUUACCAAGCACUGAUUCAUAAUGUUUGGUUAGACAAUUUAUCCAGUGAAAAUUUAGGGGAGACAUUUUUUACAUUUUUCUAAAUACACAGACAACAUGUACCCAAUGUUUUAUCAGAAGAAAAUGAAAAAACAUUUGUUUUUUUCAAAGGGCCAUUUGUUGAAAGUGAAUUUGGCUCUACACAGCAGGGGGCACUGCAACUUUCGAAAUUAACUAUCAUAACUCACUUCAGUUACUUACUGUAGUUAUGUAAAGUAAGUUUAAUUUUGUUGGAACCUUUUCUAUUCUUUUUUUUUAGUCAGUGCCCAGAUAAAAGCAGUGUAAUAACAUCCUGAAGCAGCUCCUCACACUCAGGAACAAAUGAAUGAACUAAUCUGAUUUUGAAGAGUUUGAUAUUCAUUAUGGUUCAAAGCUGAAGAAAACUAAAGUCAAUGCGGACUGGUAAAGCAGAUUUAAGGAGACAUGCUGAGGUUUAUGAGAUAUAAUGCCAUGGGAUAUAUUGAACCCCUCUCUGACAUCUUUCUGUUACCAUGUUUUUCAAAAGCAACUGGUGUGGCGUUUGUAAGAGAUGAGCCUUUUCAUUUUCUUAAAUGAUGUGAAAAUCGAUUGAGAACACCUUUUUGAUACUCAACAGCAUGAAAUAAGAAAAGUGAUGCUUAGUGGAGUUUAUUUCUCAGUUGCCUCUUGCAGCAUUGACAUCAGGUUUCUGGCUCAGUUGCAGUGUUUAAAUCAAGGACACUUUGACGAGGAGGUCAUGCUCUUCCCUCUCAAUGUUUACAUUUUCUUUUCUUUUUUUGCAAAGAAACACCAUUAUUCAGCAUUAGGGGAAAAUGCUUUCCAAAUUUCAAGAAAGGAUUUUCAAAGAAAUCUUCUGAAAAUCUGUAAGUAUAGAUUUUUAAAAUGUAGUUUGUCACUGGGAUGAUUUCUUUAGUCUUAAUAAUUAACUAUAGGUAACCCUUUUAUGAAUCACAUUAUUAGACACAGUUCUUCUGACCUGGCAAAUUAGGGGGAAUAAUCUUUCAAAUUGAAGACAAAAAACAUGCAAAGGUUCACAAAAUUAAGUCAUGGGCCAGAAUAGUACAAGUUUCAAAAGUUGCACAAUUACUUCAUCCAAUGACACAUUUCUUGUUGAAUAUGGUUAAAAAUGUUGUGAUUUUGGUAUACUUAAUAAGUAUAUCAGUGAGGUAGCUUGCUGUGCAUCACUCACACAUGCCUGUCACUUGAGCAUUAGUAACCUACUCAGUUUAUGUUGCAAAAAAGAUUAUUUAUUUUGUUACAUCUCAAUAAAUGUUAUUUUAUUUCUUAAA
Messenger RNA from Labrus mixtus (cuckoo wrasse), 3438 nucleotides. It is a transcript of the gene nab2, whose product is annotated as NGFI-A binding protein 2 (EGR1 binding protein 2). NCBI's taxonomy places the organism in Eukaryota, Metazoa, Chordata, Actinopteri, Labriformes, Labridae. The coding region runs from base 418 to 1884 and encodes 488 amino acids. Gene Ontology annotation, molecular function: transcription factor binding; transcription coregulator activity. The transcript is spliced from 9 exons. The record is from RefSeq and is a predicted model, not a curated record. Gene Ontology annotation, biological process: negative regulation of DNA-templated transcription. Gene Ontology annotation, cellular component: nucleus.